GGUUAAAGUUUCAUCUUAUUUGUUGAUAACGAUCUUCGGGAAAUCAACUGAUUUUUAAACUCAAAAUAGAUUUAAUAGAUUUAAACCGUGUGCUUUUAAAUUUCUACAACUAUUUUUGCUUAUCAGGUCUAAGUUUACGUCUUUCUAAGAUACUGAAGACUAUUCGCAUUUUCAGUCAUUGAUCAAAUAAGACUCCAUCUGUUAUGAUUAUUUUUUUUUUUUAAUAAAUCAACCAUUUUAAUUCAAAUUCGUUAAAUAACGACACAUACUAUGGCUUAUGUAUGUCAGGAUUUAUAUGAAUUGAAGUUGGUUGUACGAUGUGCAAUUGUUGCCACUCUAGAUGCUCUAACUAUAGAAGAACUGUGGAAAAAGGUAAUUUAUGUAUUCGGAGGACCAAGUCAUAUUAAUUUAAAUGUUUUCGGUUAUGACACAUUUUUUGAUUUCUUGAAGAGUAUACCAGAUGUUGUUCAGCUUGAAGACCCAGAAGAUACAGAUUCAAUUGUGAAUUUAGUGAGCUCCGAAUUGAGCAGGCACAUGGAAGUAUUAGUUUCAACAAAUAUAAUAAGGCCACCUUCAUUGAAUAAUAAUUUAUCUCGGAAUGAUAUACUGGUGCCAUAUCGAUUACAAUGUGCUUUUAUCAGAAUAUUUGCUGAAUUAUAUCCUGAAGGAUUGUCAAUUGAAGAUUUUCAUUCAAAUGUUUUGUGUAUUCCUUUGUUCAGAUCAUUGAGUAUCCAUACUGAAGCUUUAAUAUCAAAUCUAGAUCAUAUAUUUCAAAGAAAUGGAUUAGAUAUGAUUUGUUUACAACCAUCAUUAGUAAAAAGUUUAAGAGAAAUAAAAGAAGAAAAUAAAUUUACAGCAAUGGAUAUAUACAACAUUGAUGAAAAUUCAUUGGAAAACGAAGAUGAGGAAAAAAAAAUGAUUAAUGGACUUGAAUACCAAUUAUUUUAUAUUUUGGAAGAAUCAAUUAAGAAUAAUAUUGAAUUAUUAUUGGAUGAAAAUGAACACUGUUGGAUAUCAGAGAGAAAUAUAUGCACAUUGUAUAUAGAAAAAUAUGGAUCUUCAUUUUCUCAUUUUAGACGAUGGGGUUUUAACAGAGUAAGUCAUAUGUUUUCAAAACUACCAGAGUUAUGUUGUAUACAUUUUAUACAAGAUGAGGUAGAAAUAAUAUCAGUAAAAAAUCACAUUUGUGACUUGAAAAAAGAUUUAGUAGACGAACUAUCAAGUAAAAAAUACUAUGAAUUUUCCAUUUCUAAAAAAGAUAAAUCUGAAAAAGAACCUGAUGAAAAUGAUGGAGCGUUGAAAACAUUUUUAAAAAAUGAUCCAUUUUUUAAGGCAUCACUGAACGAUUGUUUUUUGGAUCAAAAAAUUAAGAAAAUUGAAUUACAAAUUGAUAACUCAUUAAAUGUCCAUGUUUGUAGAGUGAACACAAAUAUUAUACCAACCAUUAUAUGUCAACCCAUUGAUACAUCUCAAGAACUUCAGCAUGUAUUAAAUGAUAUGAAAAAAUAUUAUUUUGUGUAUGAAUCAUUUUUUGUAUUUGAGGCAUCUCUAAUUAUGAUGGAACAUACUUAUGCAUUUUUUUUGGACGAUUUAUGGUUUAGAGGAAUUGUUAUUGAUAUUAAAUUUAAUGUAAUCAAAAUGCUGGAUAUUGACAAUGGUUCUAUACAUUUGGUUCCAAUUGAGAAUAUUAGAUUGUUAUGUAAAAAAUUUAGUCAUCUACCAGCUCAAGCAAUUACUUGUCACUUACACGGAAUAGAAGAUGUAGAUGAAGAUGAACUUACCAAAAUUGUUAAUAAAAACUGUACAAUUUCUAUAGUUUCAAUCAAUCAAAAUAAAUCUGCAAAUGUUAACAUAAAAUUAAUGGAUUCUACAUCAGAUGAUUACUUAAAUAAUGAAUGGAUCAAAAAUGGUAUUGCUGAGCCAGACAGCUCUUCAGAUGAUGAAUAGAAAUACAGUGUUGUAUAUUUGUGUAUACAAUUGCUAUGUAUUCAUUAAUUAGGUAUGCAUUUAUUUAAAAUGCUAUUCUUUUAAUAUUUCAAUUCUUAUUGGCUAUACACAAAUAAAGUGGAACCACGACUGAAUAAAAAUACUUUAUUUGGAUUUUCA
Sipha flava (yellow sugarcane aphid) is the source of this 2106-nucleotide messenger RNA. RefSeq lists its product as uncharacterized. The coding region runs from base 271 to 1947 and encodes 558 amino acids. The transcript is spliced from 11 exons. The record is from RefSeq and is a predicted model, not a curated record. Lineage: Eukaryota; Metazoa; Arthropoda; Insecta; Hemiptera; Aphididae.